GAAUAUAAAAAAAUAACUAAGUGAAUUAGUGUGCAUUCAUAAAUAAACAGUGCAAAUUCAACUUGAAUUUUAAGAAGAAUAAAAAAAGAAUAAAUAAAUAAACCAUCGUUGGAUAUUUUAAAUAGAAUUCUUUUUUUUUUAAAUUUAAAAUUGAAAGUUCGUUCACGUUAAAUUCUUAUGUAAAAAAAUUCACAUAAUUCACGUUCGAUUCUUCAAGAUCAUUUUUUAUCCCCAUUGGUGGACCUCGAUCGAGGUCGAAAUUCUCCAACAUGUUUCCCCAACGAAGGAUAAUGAUCUGUGCGGUGAUUUUUGGAUUGUUCUCCGGCGAACUGGUGUCCUGUGAUAAGGAACAAAGCAGAAACGCCGCAUUGAACGAGCCCGACUUCGAAACUCCUGAAUACAUAUUACCCUGCAGUAGGUCAGAUCCCAAGAUAGACGUGUGCUUUCAAAAUACGUUGAAUCAUCUGCAGCCAUAUUUGCUGAAGGGUAUUCCUGAAUUGGACUUGCCCCCGAUCGAACCACUGAUCAUCCCCGAACUGGGAAUGGAGAACGGCCAAGGGGCUGUUCGUGUCAGGGCAUUGUUCUCAAAUAUCACGGUUAUAGGAGCUGGAAAUUACUCGUUAACGAAGUCACGAGUCGAUGUGAAAACUUACAGGCUUGACGUUCAUUUAGCAUUCCCGAAGAUCGAACUUCAAGGCCGUUACGAGGUCGUGGGAAACGUGUUGCUCUUCCCCAUUCAGAGCCAUGGCGAAUUUUGGGCCCUCUUCGGUGAUGUCCAGGCGGUCGCCCGUAUCCAGGGCGCGGAGGAGAUCCGCGAUGGGGUUCGUUAUUUGAAAGUGGCGCGGAUGCUGGUCGAUUUCGGUCUUGGCCGCGCCCGUUUCCGGGUGGUCGAUCAAUUGAACGGCGACAACGUGAUCGGCCAAGCGAUGAACCAGUUCCUCAACCAGAACGCGAAGGAGAUCAUCGAGGAGAUGAGACCGGCAGCGAGCGCCAGUAUCGCGAAACACUUUAAGAAUUUCCUUGGCAAGGCUUUGAACAAGGUCCCGUUGAAAGUUUGGCUUCGUGACACGUAGCUCGUUCUCUAAUUCUUUUGAGAAUCACUCUCCUUUCUUUUUCUUUUUUUUUUUUUAUUUCAUUUUUCUGAAACGAUUUUACACGUGGAAUUGGAACGUGAAUCGAUGAGAAAGGUGAGAAUGGAGAAGGAUUCAUGGAUAUUGAUGGACAGAUUAUUUUGACGAUUUAAAAUUGUGCAUUGAUGUGGAUUGAAGAAGAAGAAUGAUAUUAAUUCGGGGAAAUUUAUCGUUUUUUUUUUAAGGAUUAUUAUACGAGAUGGUGUUUGAGUGAAGUUGUUUUUGGUUGUUUGAACUUUGGUUGAAAGUUUUUCUUUUCUUUUCUUUUCUUUUGUUUUUUUU
This is a messenger RNA of Apis dorsata (giant honeybee), 1412 nucleotides long. RefSeq lists its product as uncharacterized. Lineage: Eukaryota; Metazoa; Arthropoda; Insecta; Hymenoptera; Apidae. The record is from RefSeq and is a predicted model, not a curated record. The coding region runs from base 270 to 1073 and encodes 267 amino acids. The transcript has 4 exons.